This is a messenger RNA of Paramecium primaurelia, 415 nucleotides long. NCBI's taxonomy places the organism in Eukaryota, Ciliophora, Oligohymenophorea, Peniculida, Parameciidae. The record is from the annotation of a GenBank genome assembly.
AUGAGGGUGAUUAUAAAGAUAAUUUAAUGGAUGGACAUGGCAUCUUAGAGGAUUUUGUGAAUAAAACCACAUAUAUUGGAUAAUUUAAGUAAGGGAAGAAAAAUGGAUAAGGAACACUUAAGAUUUCUGAUGAGAAAUAGUAUAUUUAAUUAAUAGAUAGGAUCUAGGGUACCUUUAAAGAUGAUUAAUUAUGCGGAAAGUGUAUAGAAAUAACAAAAACUGUUUAAAUAGUAAAUCUAAAAUAGAGUGUGACUGAAACUAUUGAAGAAGGUGAAUUUAAGAAUGGUAAAAAAACUGGAAUAUUUACUACAAAAAUUACUUGUAAUAAUAGCAAGAUAGAGUAUUUAAUGUUAUGAUUGAUAGGAAAACAAAGUACUUCGAAGAUGAUAUAUUGAUAUACGAAGAUGAAAAUUGA